Molecule: messenger RNA, 708 nt
Organism: Ipomoea nil (Japanese morning glory)
Lineage: Eukaryota; Viridiplantae; Streptophyta; Magnoliopsida; Solanales; Convolvulaceae
Exons: 1
Coding region: 1-708 (235 amino acids)
Molecular function (GO): catalytic activity
Source: RefSeq, a predicted model, not a curated record
AUGACGGGUUUUUACGGAGAAUCAGACAGAAGUAGAAGGCAUGUUACCUGGGAUUUGCUGCGACAAUUAAAGGUUGAAUCUCAAGCUCCUUGGGUUGUUGUAGGUGACUUCAACGAUAUCACUAGUCUUGCGGAGAAAAGAGGAUUGCACUCACAUCCCUCGGCUCUCAUUGAGGGGUUUAAUGACGUGUUGGAGGAUUGUGGGCUGGCUGACCUGGGUAUGCUUGGGGGACGGUUCACAUGGGUGAAAGGGAGAGGUACGGAAUCGUGGGUGGAGGAGAGGUUGGACAGGGUGAUGGCGACGGUGGAUUGGCUUGAAUUGCACGAAGACGCUGUGGUACGCAAUAUAUAUGCGCAUACUUCUGACCACUGCGCAAUUUUUCUAGAUAUUAAUGCCGACCAGGUGCGACAAACAGCUCGACGUUUCAGGUUUGAAUCGGCUUGGAUGUUGGAAGCUGGAUGCACGCGGGUAGUUGAUGAAGCAUGGCGUAUGUCUAACGGAUUGCCAUUCCAGGAUCGGCUUGCUAUUUGCGGUGAAAGGUUGUGGAAGUGGGGUGGUGAACACCACCGGAUGUUUGGGGCCCGAAAUAGUCAACUCAGACGCACGUUGGACAAGUUGAAAGAGGAUCGCUCGCCAAAUGCUGUGCGAACUUUUAUGGCAGCCGAGAAGGAACUGGAUGCGGUCCUGCAAGCCGAGGAGAUGUUCUGA